Molecule: messenger RNA, 1047 nt
Organism: Nicotiana tabacum (common tobacco)
Lineage: Eukaryota; Viridiplantae; Streptophyta; Magnoliopsida; Solanales; Solanaceae
Source: RefSeq, a predicted model, not a curated record
AUGCAAAAGGAGCAUGGAUUUUUUAUUGUUGCACUUAUGGAGCCCAAGCAGAAGAAGAGAUUUAUUCAGAAGUAUAGAAGGAGAGUGGGAGUGGAAGCAGCUAUUUCAAAUGUUAAUGGAAAGAUUUGGUUGUUCAUUGAUGCGUUGGUGGAGUUUGAUGUACUGAUUGACACUGACCAAAUGCUGACAAUCAGAGUGUAUCAUAGGGAACUAGGUAAGUACAUGAUGAUGACCUUUGUCUAUGCUAAAUGUUGUGCAUUAGAGAGGUUAGAAUUAUGGGACAAUUUGUAUUAUUUGGCUAGUGACAUGGAAUUGCCCUGGUUAGUUGGAGGGGAUUUCAAUGUAGUUCUUGGAGAAGAUGAGAAGAUAGGAGGGCUACCAGUAUAUCCACUAGAGUAUGAAGACGUUGCCUUUUGUGUUAAUUCAUGUGGGGUGUUUGAUUUGGGGUAUAAAGGGAGUCCUUUUACCUGGUGGAAUGGAAGGCCUAAUGAGGAAUGCAUCUUCAAAAGAUUGGAUAGGAUUCUUGUGAAUAUGCCUUUCCAAUCCUUGUUUCCAACAAUUGAAGUGGAGCAUCUCAUAAGGACAGGCUCAGAUCAUGCACCAUUGUUAAUGAGCUGUGGAGAGGAAGCAAUGAAAUUUGUGAAGCCUUUUAAGUUUUUGAAUUUCUGGACAAAACAUGAAUCUUUCAUGGAAGUGGUGAAGCAGAAUUGGGUUGCAGACUUUAUAGGGGACCCUUUCUUGAUGUUCAAGCAAAAGCUGAAGAGGGUCAAGAUUGCUCUAUCAAAAUGGAGUAAAUUGACAUAUGGUGACAUUUUUAAACAAUUGGCUAUAAGGGAGGACAUAGUGAGAGUUAAGGAGAUGCUGUUUGAGGAGGACCCUUCAUCAGAGAAUAGGGUGGUUCUACAGCAACCACAAGCUGAACUUAAAAAAUACCUGAGUAUAGAGGAGCAGUAUUGGAAACAAAAAGCACGAAUGACAUGUUUGAGGAAGGAGAUAGAAACACAAGAUUUUUCCAUAAUUAUGUCAAUGGGAAGAGGCAAAAGUUGA